AUGGCGGAUGACGGAAUGUCAAUCGUCCCCUACAGCUCAUCUAACUCCGAUGUCGUGCUACGCCAUAAUGAUUCCGUCGUCGUGUUUGAUCGGGAUUCUCAGCAGCUGGUCCUUCGGAAUGCUUCCGAAAGUGAUGCUAAUCUGGACAUAGCCGAUUGUCCCUACUGUCAUCGGCCCCUGCGAGAUGCGAGUGGGGGACAAGAAGACCAUCAUGGAAAUCCAGCAGCGCAGCCGGAGUUUAUCAAUCCGAAUUAUUUCCGCAUGCUCCAUAACAGUUUACCCAGCUCUGCAAGCUCUUCCAGUCCUCCCUCGCCGCGCAGGCGUCUAGUUCAACCUGCGCUCCCGGAUGGUCCAGCCGAUGAUUCUACUGCCACCGGCAAUUCCUCUCAGGGCAUUUCUUCCGCGGCAUUCAUUCCCGAUUACUUCAAGAAAUUUUUUGUUGAGGAAGGCGUGCUUGGAAAGGGCGGUAAAGGCGUAGUGUUGUUGGUGAAGCAUGUCCUGGAUGGCGUCUCGCUUGGUCAUUAUGCCUGCAAGCGUGUGCCCGUCGGCGAUGACCACGAAUGGCUGGAGAAGGUCUUGGGCGAGGUGCAGCUGCUACAGCAUCUCUCGCAUCAGAAUCUUGUCUCCUAUCGCCACGUCUGGCUGGAGAAUGCGAAAAUUAGCACGUUUGGCCCCAGCGUGCCGUGCGCCUUCAUCCUUCAACAAUACUGCAAUGCCGGUGACCUUCACAACUACAUCUGUGGCUCAGUUCAGACGUCCGCCACGGCUCAGCAGUUGAAGGAUCGCCUGAGGAGAAAGUCUCGGGGUGAACCAGACCCACCCAUGGACCUCAAUCAGCCACGAAAGCUCAAUUUUGACGAGAUCUAUUCUUUCUUCAAGGACAUCACUUCAGGGCUUCGGUAUCUCCACGUCAAUGGCUAUAUUCAUCGCGACCUCAAACCGAACAACUGCCUGCUACACAAAACUAGCGAUGGUAUACGUGCGUUGGUCAGUGAUUUUGGCGAGGUCCAAUCUCAGGACGCCAAGCGUCUUUCGACCGGGGCAACAGGAACAGUGUCCUACUGCGCGCCGGAAGUUCUACGGCGCGAGUAUCCAGAUGGGCCGUUUGGGAACUUCACUUUCAAAUCAGACAUCUUUUCCUUGGGGAUGAUCCUAUAUUUCCUGUGCUUCGCACAGCUCCCCUACUCUAAUGCGGACCUCAUCAACGAAGAGAAGGAGGAUCUCGACCGGCUUCGUGAAGAGAUCAGUCAAUGGGCCGGGUUCGAUGAUGCCCGAAGGAUGAGGCCUGAACUGCCUGAACAGCUCUACAUCUACCUUGCACAUUUACUCUCUGUCGAUCCUGAUCAGCGCCCAUCUGCGGACGAGGUCCUGGGUGGUCUACAAGCUGGGGCGACUCCAAAUGAUACCCUACGCUCUAGACGAUCCAGUGCUUCUAGUCCGAACUCUAGAAUCCAUACUGUGGAUAAUCCUACUACACAAUCAUUCUCCAGGGUCCCUCGGGCGUCCAGAAACUUUUCUCGCAGCCCUGUGGCUGUGCGACGAAACACUCAGUAUGACCAAGCCAGAGACAGUCUCACUCCUGUCGUGGAAGAUUUUGAUCGGGGCUCCGAAAGACGGGUGUCUCUUGGCUCCGAGCGCGACUUGAUUAUUCGAUCCAGAUAUUCCGGCACUCCAUCCUUAUCUCCGGCUCGGACUGAGCCUUCUUCGGAAGUACAUGCGACGCGCCCCCCUCUUCCCCAACUUCUUCCCCCGCCUCCCAGCCGAUUCUCGCUGGCGCGACUUAUCCCAAGAUCUCCGUCAUAUUGGGUGAUUCCGCAACCUGCGAUGCAAAUCGGGCUUUUCCUUGCCAAGGUUGUCUCGGCUUUUCAGCCUUGUACGCCCCUUGCCGUGAAUCCGUGGGUAUUCUACCCGUUAUUGUUGCUCGCAGCUGUGACCAUACGUACACGAAGUCUUUUGGUACAGUCGGGCUUCCUUGUGUUGCAUAUGGUUGUCGUCAGUUUCUGCAUGAAGUGGGGGGUUCUUUGUUUGUGGCAGCAUACGAUGUUCUUACGAUGA
Messenger RNA from Aspergillus terreus NIH2624, 2055 nucleotides. Its product is annotated as protein kinase IKS1. The transcript has 2 exons. The coding region runs from base 1 to 2055 and encodes 684 amino acids. Gene Ontology annotation, molecular function: protein kinase activity; ATP binding. NCBI's taxonomy places the organism in Eukaryota, Fungi, Ascomycota, Eurotiomycetes, Eurotiales, Aspergillaceae. The record is from RefSeq and is a predicted model, not a curated record. Gene Ontology annotation, biological process: protein phosphorylation.